CCAUGGCGGAGUCGCAGCAGCUGCGGGUGCAGGAAGCGGUGGACACCAUGGUGAAAGGGCUGGAGCGGGAGAAUAUCCGCAAGAUGCAGUUUACACACAGGGAAACUGAGGCGCCCUGAGGUGGAGGGAAGGGAGCCCUCCCAAGGUCACUGAAGGGCGGAGAACCUCUGAUCAGUGCCAUGUGGACGCUGCCUUGGAGGCCGCGAGGAAGGAGCGCUGGCCGCCAGGUCGAGACCCGCCCGGGGCGACAGCAGCAGCAGUGACCUUGGGGUACCAUGUUCCGGUGCAGCGCCGGCUGCUGUGAAGAUACCCAGGCCUCCAUGCAGCAGGUUCAUCAGUGCAUUGAACGCUGCCAUGCUCCCUUGGCCCAGGCACAGGCCCUUGUGACCAGUGAACUGGAGAAAUUCCAGGACCGCCUGGCUCGAUGCACCAUGCACUGCAAUGACAAAGCCAAAGACUUGAUGGAUGCUGGGAGCAAGGAGCAGCAGGUGAAAAGGCAGCUAGAGUCCUGUGUGACCAAAUGUGUUGAUGACCACAUGCACCUCAUCCCCACCAUGACCAAGAAGAUGAAGGAUUCCCUGGCAUCUAUUGCAAAAUAGAGUCAUUGUCAGUAGUCAUCUGGGGUGGGAGAAUGGGUCUAUGUGUAAAAAUGUAUGGAAAUUUUUACCUUUCAGUGAAAAUUUAAGAAUGAAGAAAUUGAGGUUGGUAGCAAGUUUAAGAAUACUUUAUGGGAAUUUUGCAUCUGCCUCUGGACUCUGUUGGUUCCAUUAUAUGUUUUAGCCCAUAGGUGAAGAAAUGGAAGAAACUGGUACUCAUCUAGUUUGGAGGUAGCAUGGAGGGCUAAUAAUACCCAGCCUAUCCCUUUGGUGAAGAUGACUCCUGUUCUGUCUGUUGGAGCCCUUAAUGGCUUUCAGCUAGUUCAGAGAUAUUCCAUUCCUAGAAGCUGAAAUGACUGUUUGGGUUCAUAGGUAUUAGCAGUUCUCCCCCAGCUCACCUCCUAUCUGGUAUGAAUCCCUGAAGUAGCUGUCCACAUUUGUUUAGUGCCAACUUCACAUCCACUUAAUUAAACCAUUUCUCAUAGAACAGAAAGCAGCAGCCAUGAGUUUGCUGCUGAUUGGAAAAGAGAAACACAGUCGUAUUUUCUCCCCAGUACAAGAACUGGCAUUCAGAGGGGAGUCUGGGGAAAGGGAGUUGCUUGGAUUAGACCACUGAGCUCUAAUCAGGUGAUCCUUCCUUUGAUGAAGACAGUGCUCACGCCAGCUUUCAGCUGGGACACCAAGCAAGAUCAUCAAAGGGAAAGCUCCCACCAGGCACGUGACGCUCAGGUUCCUUCACGUUGGCUUCUCUAGGAGUGCUGCUCGUGUUACUUUUUCUUGCCCUUCAGGAAGUUACUACAAGGGCAACACUUCAGUUAAAGUGUUUUUUGAGAUUAACAUGAAACGGUUUUGACUAAAGCCAAAGAAAGCCUCUUUUUGCUUGCAGAACAAUCUGAAGCCUCUUGUUUAAUGCAAUGGUAGAUGAUUGGUUUGGGGGAAAGUUAGUUUUCCUCAAAGCUAAAAAAGAUAUUAUGCCUGACCCUGGUCCUGCUCAUUUGCCCUUUUCAACAGAAACAACUUGUUGAGAGGACCCUUUUAGGACAGGAAUGGGUAGGAAGACAGCUUAAACUUCUAAGCAGGUUGCAAGGGAGAGCUUUUUUCUACCCUGGAGUACAGGAGGCAGCUAGCAUCAAUUUUCCAGUUAUCACUGUUGGUUAAAACUUUGAGCAACAUGUUAGUACCAGGCAUUGUGUUGGAAAAGAUCUUGUUCUCUUUAUACCAACUUCUUGUUGAAUGCAAUUAACAUAGCCUUCCUGCUCAGUGUUUCAAGGCUAUGUCAUAUUUUCCUAGUGGUUUGAUUAAAAAAUAAAUAGUUUGAUUUUUUUUUUACUUCC
This is a messenger RNA of Phascolarctos cinereus (koala), 1930 nucleotides long. NCBI's taxonomy places the organism in Eukaryota, Metazoa, Chordata, Mammalia, Diprotodontia, Phascolarctidae. The record is from RefSeq and is a predicted model, not a curated record.